AUGGGGAAUCAGAAGGCCAGGGUGUUCGUGACGGAGGCCCAGCAGAUUACAGUGGUAGAGCGGGAAAGCACAGAUCCGGAUAUCGUGCUGUUACGUUGGUUGGUAAAGUUUCAGCCAUCCCUCUGGCCUUGGGAUUCAGUGAGGAACAACUUAAGAAGCGCCUUGACUGAGAUGUGUGUGUUGUAUGAUGUUCUUAGUAUCGUCAAGGAUAAAAAGUUCAUGACUCUAGAUCCAGUUGUGCAGGAUCCCCUUCCUCCAAAACAGAAUCCUCAGUUUCUACAGUUGAUUUCAAAAAAGAAGUCAUUGGCUGGAGCAGCUCAAAUCCUGUUGAAAGGUGCAGAAAGAUUAUCCAAAUCAGUUGCAGAAAACCAGGAAAAUAAGCGACAAAGAGACUUCAACUCUGAACUGCUAAGACUGAGGCAACAUUGGAAGCUGAGAAAAGUGGGAGACAAAAUUCUUGGCGACCUGAGCUACAGAAGUGCAGGCUCCCUUUUUCUUCAUCACGGCACAUUUGAGGUGAUAAAGAACACUGACAUUGACUUGGAUAAAAAGAUACCUGAGGAUUACUGUCCUUUGGAUGUUCAAAUUCCAAGUGAUUUAGAAGGAUCAGCCUAUAUAAAGGUUUCUAUUCAGAAACAAGCUCCAGACAUUGGUGACCUUGGGACAGUCAAUCUUUUUAAAAGACCCAUGCCAAAAUCAAAACCAGGUUCUCCACACUGGCAGACAAAGCUGGAGACUGCACAGAAUGUUCUUUUAUGUAAAGAAAUUUUUGCCCAGCUGUCACGAGAGGCUGUUCAAAUUAAAUCACAAAUUCCUCACAUUGUUGUGAAAAAUCAGAUAAUCUCCCAGCCUUUCCCAGGUUUGCAGUUGUCUAUUUCUCUGUGUCACUCUUCCAAUGACAAAAAAUCACAGAAGUCUGCUUCCGAAAAACAGAAUCCAGAGGAUCAUCUCUAUGUUCUGGAACAUAAUUUGCAUCAACUUAUCAGAGAGUGUCACAAGCAAACCCUGAGCUCAACAGUAAUGCCACAUCCAGCUAGUGCCCCUUUUGGCCAUAAGAGAAUGAGACUUGCAGGACCUCAGGCUUUUGAUAAAAAUGAUAUCAGUGCCUUACAGUCCAAUGAAGGACUUCUGGAAAAGAUAAUAAAGCAGGCAAAACAUAUCUUUUUGAGACGCAGAACUGCUCGAACCAUUGACAGUCUGGCUAGCCGCAUUGAGGAUCCUCAGAUUCAGGCCCACUGGUCCAAUAUAAAUGAUGUUUAUGAAUCCAGUGUUAAAGUUCUAAUAACUUCUCAAGGAUAUGAACAGAUAUGCAAAUCCAUUCAACUACAGCUGAACAUCGGAGUUGAACAGAUCAGAGUUGUGCAUAGAGAUGGAAGAGUUAUUACAUUGUCCCAUCAAGAGCAAGAACUGCAGGAUUUCCUUUUAUCUCAGAUGUCACAGCACCAAGUACAUGCAGUCCAGCAGCUUGCCAAAGUUAUGGGAUGGCACGUGCUGAGUUUCAGUAAUCACGUUGGUCUGGGGCCAGUGGAGAGUAUUGGCAAUGCAUCAGCGAUAACUGUAGCAUCACCAAAUGGAGACUAUGCCAUUUCAGUACGUAAUGGUCCAGAAAGCGGCAGCAAAGUUAUGGUUCAGUUUCCACGGAGUCAGUGCAAGGAUCUCCCCAAAGGCGAUGUUCUGCAAGACAACAAGUGGAAUCAUCUUCGAGGGCCGUUCAAGGAAGUGCAGUGGAAUAAAAUGGAAGGGCGUAACUUUGUGUAUAAAAUGGAACUCCUCAUGGCCGCCCUAACUCCGUGCUAAUGAUCUGUCAGCCUCUCCAGUGGGGCAUUGAAUCAUUGCUGUGCUGCGAACGAUCACUGCCCAUGCAGCAAUGGGAAAUGGAACCUAUGGGGCAAUACAAGAAAGCAAACGCAAAUUUAUUUCCUGUACAGAUAUGUCCAUUGUAGUGUUUGUAAUAAAACUUUUUUUUCAAUGACAUAUAAAAUACAGUUUUUUAGAGAAGUUGCUUUCAGCUGUGUCUUGGCAGAUUGCUCUAGACAGAGUAAGAUGGCUGAGUGAAUUCAGCUGUCCUUUGCUACAUGAAAGGUGUCUGCUCAGAGUCAUUCCCUUUCCCCUUGUGCCCCUACGUUUUCCCAGUAGAUCUUUGCAAGUAUUUUUGAAAGAUGAAAAUUACUAGAAUUGAAUUGUGCUAUCAAUACCACAGGGAAUGGUGAUCCUUGUGGAAGCUAAUGGACUUGCUUGAUUAGAAGUGUGACAAAAGAGGAGAAGCAGAGCUCUGUUGUCAAGAAUUAAGGCUAAACAGAACUUAAGAUUCAAGGAAGAGUCUUCACUGGGUGAUGUCCUUGAGUUGGGGUUGGUUUGUGUUAACUGUAUUGAAGUGGCUUCUGGGUGACCCAUUUCUUUUUGAGAGAGAUAUUUACUUGACGAUCUGUUUUAAGUUGAGAGCAUUAAGAAGUCACAGUUUGUUGCAGACAUCUUUCCUCUGAUGCUUAUAGAUGAGCCUGUGUGGUGUCGGUUACUUUGCUUGCCUUUUCUGUCCUUGUUUUUUGUAAGCAUGUAGAGGAAAGGGUCUUGCUCUGCUUGCAGAAUUCUGACAGUUUGGGUUUGUGGGUGGCUUUUGUACAUUCCUGUCUGGAUAGAAACAGGUAACUCAUGCAGUAGACCUUGGACCUCCACACUUGUGCCGUUCGGGGUUUUUUUUGGGUUUGGGUUUUUUUUGUGUCUGCACUAUCACUGAUUAUCAUCCAGGGAAACAAUAUCAUCUCCCUGAAGAUCAGCUCUUUUGAGUUCUUUUAAAAUAAAAAGGUUGUGGUUUUGUCUUUUUUGGUUGUAAUUGUAGCCUUGAAGCUUCUACUAAGGUGUUGCACAACACUUUUCUUUUGUUUGAUGAUUAAUUGCUAAAGGUCUUUUUGAAACCUGUCUGUAUGAACUGGUUCAGACUUAUGUCCAUAUUGUGUGUUAUGAAGUGUGUAUAUACAUGUAUAUAUAUAUAUAUGAGAACUUGCACAUAGAACAUGUUUAAAUUGAACAUCAUAUUUGUAUGGUGACUGUUGUUAUUUUGCUGUAUUCCUGAGCAAUAAAAAAUAGUUGUAGGAAAUCUGUAUUAAGCAACUGCUUGUGGCAAGCUGCUGCAGAGUGUGUAUCCAACGAAGCUAUUGUACUUACGUCGCUGUUUGCCAGUGUAGAACAUCUUCUUAUUUUGGUUCCUUGAAGGGCUUGCUUCUGUGCAUCUGAACUAUGGAAGGGAAAGGGCUUUCCUUUUGGAUUCUGGUGAGCUACCCAAGCCAACUUACAAAAAUGAAAAAAUACUAGUUGAAAAUAGUUUCUUCAUCUUGAAAGAUGGUUGAAUCUUAGGCAAUGCCUGUGCUGCCAGGUCCUGCGUUGCUUGGCUAGCAGGCACCAGAUGAUUCCAGGCAGAGAGGGGUUUUGGUCCUUGGUGUAGAGUUCAGCCAGCAGCCUGACGCUUCUGUGCAUCUGAUUAUAUGAGGCUGUUUUAGCAACACAACAAAUCUGCUCUUGCUAAUAAUUAGAAGAUGAGCAUGUGAAAGUUAAACGUGUCUUUACACUUCACUGUUCUUAACCUAAAUUGACAGGUCUGCGUGUAGCAAUAGCCUUCUUGUCAAGUGAGUUCAUCAUUGCCAAGAAAUAGGAUUGCUGUGGAGCUAUUAGGAUCUCAUAGUUGCAGGACUUGUUCCUUUCUAGAAAGAACAAUGGAUGCAAGAGGACUUCUUGGGUGUUGCAGAAGUGCAAGCACUGCACAUUAACAGCGAAGAUAUUUGUCAAGACUUCCAGGCCGAGCUGGGAAAAAAAAAUGAAAAAGGAUUAUUUGGGACCUGGUGUCUUUUAGUGUGGAAUACACAGGGAUUCCUAAUUUUAAUGGAAAACAGACUUAUUAGGCAUCUAGCGGAGGGACAGUCUUGAAAUUCUUGGUAGUGCAUCUUUGAACAUGAAAUGAAGACAUUAGUGGAUGAUUAAGACCUUUACAAUUGAUUGCCAAAGCAAUCUUGUGAACCUGGACAUCUCUUUAAUUAAAGUUUAAAUGCAAAAUGCCUCAAUCCCUUUGAUUACAUGGAAGGCUCUAAAUAUUAAAUUUGCUGCUGUUUUGCAUGGAGUUUAGAACUGGAGUAAGAGUAACUAUUAGUUUCUAAACUUCCACUUUAACAGCUUGCUGUAAGAUUUUUAGAUACUUCAGGCACCUCCAGUGUAGCAAGAAACUGCUGCAGGCAUCUCAGCCUCAUGUUCUGUGUAUCAAUGUUAUUGAGAUUAAUAAUGCAUAUUGACAAACAUCAGUUUCAGAAAAUGUGAAUAUUUUACAAGUGACUCUAACCAUGUAGAGUAAGCAUGUUAAAUUCUGGGUAAAAUUUGUGGGUGAGGAAUUGUCUGUAAGGGAAGCAGGACACGGGCUGACUGUGCCGUAUGGCCUCACUGAGUAUUGUUUG
Messenger RNA from Egretta garzetta (little egret), 4436 nucleotides. It is a transcript of the gene MED17, whose product is annotated as mediator complex subunit 17. NCBI's taxonomy places the organism in Eukaryota, Metazoa, Chordata, Aves, Pelecaniformes, Ardeidae. Gene Ontology annotation, biological process: regulation of transcription by RNA polymerase II. Gene Ontology annotation, cellular component: mediator complex; core mediator complex. The transcript is spliced from 13 exons. Gene Ontology annotation, molecular function: transcription coregulator activity. The record is from RefSeq and is a predicted model, not a curated record. Bases 1 to 1797 code for a protein of 598 amino acids.